Messenger RNA from Marchantia polymorpha subsp. ruderalis, 2043 nucleotides. NCBI's taxonomy places the organism in Eukaryota, Viridiplantae, Streptophyta, Marchantiopsida, Marchantiales, Marchantiaceae. The record is from the annotation of a GenBank genome assembly.
UCCAACAGUCUAGUCAAGCCAGUUGAAAGAAACGCAGCCGAGUCGACGCGUGCAGCAGAAGCAGCAAUCGAGCUCAGAACUCGGAAACACAUCGAGCUUCAGGCCCUGUGAUCUUCAGAGGUGGAAGAGAUUCCCGUUCUGGUGGUAGAUCGCACCGAGUCGUAAUCGUUUCCGGUCGAAGAAGAGACAGAGAAGAUUUGAGAGAGGAAUUGCAAGAAGUGCAGCGAGCAGGAUCAGAAAGAGAAAAAAAUCUCUGCAGCAUGGCGGGUUAUUUGGGAGGGAUGGUACAGCAGAGACGCGGCGAGGACGAGCGCACGUCGGAGGAGGAGCAGCAGCCGCAAGCAGCAGCCUCGGGUAGGGAGUUCCGAGACAGUCCCAUGGAGCAACAGCAUGUGGGUCGGGAUGCCCCGACGUCGCAAGUCGGAUAUGGAGGAGGAGAUCGCACGGCCGAGUACGUUCACUAUCCUCCGGCGCAAGACGCAGAAUCCGUCGUCGAGAGGAACGACGAGCUCGAAGAAGGCCAGGCUCACGGAGGGCGAUUCGUAGGUGGUCAUGGAAUCACCGAUCCUCGAUUGUCUGCAGACCAGCCUCUAUCGAAUCCCCAAGCUCUCGGCCUCCCCGACUAUGGAGGCAAUGCCGGCCGCCCCACCGAGUCCCACUACAGCUCGUCUGACAGAAAUGUCGACCCCCCCGCAGCCAAGUCGGGCCAUGGCGCAUACGCUGGAGAGGGAGCGGCGCAAAGAUCGUCCUCCGAAUAUGGGACGACCGAUGCGAAUGCGAGACCCUCGGAGGCUGGGGACGGCGUCUCGGGACCCGGAGGGUAUGCCGGUGAGGGAGGCUCGAAGGUGACCGGGUACGGUACUUGCGACGGGAACGCGUUCCCCAGCGAAGCGGGAACGGGGGUGUCCUCCGAGGGAGGAUACGCCGGUGAGGGCGGUGCGCAGAGGUCCUUCUCCUCGCAGGAGUCGCCCUAUGGAAGCUCGGUCCCCAACGCGAAGCCGUCGGAGGCCGGGACCGGGACCUCGGCCCUCGGAGGUUAUGCGGGCGAGGGUGGCGCACAGAGGGACGCCGACCGGUCCUUCCCAGUGACGCACAAGUCGCAGCACGUCCAGGACUCGAGCUCGGAGUUCGGUCUGCCGACGCCCAUGCGGCCUCCUGGUGCACCAGCGCUCUUGGACGAGCAGCAUCUCGAUGGGCCCAAAUACGGCCGAGACUCCGAUUCCUCGACGGCAGGCGAUGAAUUUCGACCCGCAGGCUUGCAGGAGGAUGAAGUUCGAGCUGGGGUUCCUCAUGGUGUGGUGUCAGGGCACCCUUCAGGAGCGGGCCAGGAGAAUUAUGGAGCUGGUGAAGUGGGCAAAGUGGGACAUCAAGAUGCGCAGCCACAUGAGUAUCAUCAGACUGGAUCGUUUCCCAGUCAUGGUGGAUCUGCUUACAGCCAGGAGUACACCCAACCCGACGCGCCCGAUACUCGUUUCUCUGACCUCCAAGGGGUUGAUCAUCAUCAGACGUCCUCGAAGCACAGUCCGGCCGAAACGACGAAUAUGACGCCGACGGCUGUAGAUGGCAAUACGCACCAGGAGGAAGGAUUCAUGGCCAAACUCAAGAGCCAUCUCCCAGGACACAAGCAGCACCAUGCGCCCAUGAAUGUUGAUACCAAGCCUGCUACGGAUCCUACUACUCCUGGGGCUGAGCACGAGAAGCCGAGUUUCAUGGAGAAGAUCAAAGACAAGCUGUCACCCGGUCAUCACAACAAGCAGACGACUGAGCAGAAAUUUUGAGGAAUGGAAUGCCGUGCGUGAUUUGUGAGCGGCUUUUCGUUAGCCCAGUUUGUAUCAUAAGAGUAGACUGUACAUACCACAGAAUCGAUUAUCCGCCGUUUUGUUUCUAGCGAACAGUUUUGGCGUGGAUGAUCGGCAAGUUUAUCUCGACUGUGAGUGGGCCCGAACAUCUAUGUUCCAUGUCUUUCAUAAAGGAUAAUCUGAACAGUGUAGCAGAAACAAAUAUGGCAAAGUACAUGUAAUAAAUAUGACUAAUUGUUACCGU